AGGGGGUAAAGAGGGACAUCCACUCACCCCUUCUGCGCUUUAUCCGAAACUCCUAAGCGCAGAAGAGAGCGCUCGAAGAUGGCGACGAUGGUGGCGCUACAGAGCUCGAUGGCUUCCCUUUCCAUCUCCUCCAAUUCCUUCUUGGGCCAGCGCCUCUCUCCCCCACUCCUAACGACGCCCGUUAAAUCGGUGGACCAGCCAUGCACUAUAGUAAUGAGGCUUAAACGCUGGGAGCGCAAGGAAUGUAAACCAAAUAGUCUUCCCAUACUGCAUAAAAUGCAUGUUAAGGUAGGGGACACAGUCAAACUUAUCACAGGCCAUGAGAACGGUAAAAUUGGGGAAAUUACUCGCAUUUUCAGGCAUAACAGCACUGUGAUUGUAAAAGGCUUGAACCUGAAAACAAAGCACAUGAAGAGCAGAGAACAAGGUGAACCUGGGCAGAUUGUCAAGAUUGAAGCACCUAUCCACAGCUCAAAUGUGAUGCUUUACUCUAAAGAAAAAGAAGUGGCGAGCAGAGUGGGUCACAAAAUCCUCGAGGACGGAACCAGAGUCCGCUACCUCAUCAAAACUGGCGAAAUAAUCGACAGCACAGAGAACUGGAAAAAGGUUGUGAAAGAAAGAAAGGAAAAGAAAGAAGAGGCAUCCAGUUAGCAUCAAGGCAUCAAGUUGCUUCAUGUAUGACAUUUUAAAUCCCUUCUCUAGAAGUUUGUUGUUGCAUUCCAUUUGUAAUCAAGAGCAGUUAUGCUCCUGGAAUGUUUUCUACUCUGUCAUGGAAACUUCUUUUUUUCACUGAAAUCAUUCAUUUUUGUACUUGUUAUGUCUAUGAAUUUGGAAUCACUACCUUUACUCUAA
Messenger RNA from Musa acuminata subsp. malaccensis (wild Malaysian banana), 852 nucleotides. Its product is annotated as large ribosomal subunit protein uL24c. Gene Ontology annotation, molecular function: structural constituent of ribosome; RNA binding. Gene Ontology annotation, cellular component: ribosome. Gene Ontology annotation, biological process: translation. Lineage: Eukaryota; Viridiplantae; Streptophyta; Magnoliopsida; Zingiberales; Musaceae. The record is from RefSeq and is a predicted model, not a curated record.